Molecule: messenger RNA, 393 nt
Organism: Toxotes jaculatrix (banded archerfish)
Lineage: Eukaryota; Metazoa; Chordata; Actinopteri; Toxotidae
Gene: insl3
Product: insulin-like 3 (Leydig cell)
Exons: 2
Coding region: 1-393 (130 amino acids)
Biological process (GO): adenylate cyclase-inhibiting G protein-coupled receptor signaling pathway
Cellular component (GO): extracellular region
Molecular function (GO): G protein-coupled receptor binding; hormone activity
Source: RefSeq, a predicted model, not a curated record
AUGUCUGCUGCUAAGUGUUUGGUGUCUCUGAUGGCGGUGCUUGUGGCUGCAGUGUGUGUGGUUCAUGCACAGGAGAGGAUCAAGAUGUGUGGGAGAGAGCUGAUACGUCUGGCCGUCUCAUCCUGUGGUAACUCACGGCUAAGGAGAAGCACCCCGGACGUAGAACUGGGCCAACAUCAGCUCACUCCUCGCUGGGACGGUGACACCUCCACAGAAGAGCACCGGGCUACUGAGACGAUCCACAUCCCUCCAGAGUCUGGUGAGAAGGCUGUCUUCUCCCCAGUUCCUCACUGGUACCCUCUGUCCUCUCGGAUCAGGCGAGCUGCUGGAAGAAUAUCUGACAUUUGCUGCGAGAAAGGAUGCAGCAUGAAAGAGCUGAUACAGUUUUGCUAG